AUGCCAGAGAAACGAAAGGUUGCAGAACUCGAGGAGCUGGAAAUCAAAUUAGAUGAAAAAGCACCUCUAUCAAAAAAGGAGGCAAGAUUGCUCAAGAAGGGGAAAAAGUCUAUUGAUGAAAUACAAGCGAAAAAAGCUAUCGUUGUUCCUGUGGAGGAACCUAAGACAGCAAAGAAAGAGCCUGAAAACAAGACCAAAAUAGGUGUUUGGAUUGGUAACCUUGCUUAUGAUACGACCAAAGAUGAUGUUAUUAGUUUUUUGGUGGCAAAGAGUGAGAAAAUGGAAUCAGCUAUUACAGAAAGCGAUAUUACUCGAGUGAAUAUCCCCAAGAAGACCGCACAUAAAAUCAAAGGUUUUGCCUACAUUGACUUUAAAUCACAACAGCAUGUGGAAACAGCCAUUGCUUUAUCUGAACAAGAGUUGAAUGGACGCAGAUUGCUUAUUAAGGAUGCCAACUCGUUUGAAGGAAGACCUCAGAAGACUGAAGAGUCGCUUUCCAAAAAUCCACCUUCUAGAGUUCUAUUUGUUGGAAACCUCUCAUUUGAUACGACUGAAGAGCUUUUAGAGGAGCAUUUCAGACACUGCGGAGAAAUCGUUCGAAUUCGUAUGGCUACCUUUGAGGAUUCAGGAAAGUGUAAAGGAUUUUGCUUCAUAGACUUCAAGGACGUCGAAGGACCAACUAAUGCUUUGAAAGACAAGUCAGUGCGCAAACUAAUCAACAGACCCCUAAGACUGGAAUACGGCGAAGACAGGUCUGCUAGAAAAGUUGGUAAAAGAGUUACAGUUAAACCGGCAGUAACAGAGGACAGAGGAAAGAUGGAAGUGCCUCAAAGUCAAACAGAACACAAGAUCAUUGCAAGAGAGAGGGACACGGGUUUCCAAACCAAGAAACUCAGCUUCGAGAAAAAUAAUAGAUAUAGCUCGCAUCAUGACUCGUCCAAAAGAGUUGCUUCUUCAGUGGUACUGGCGAACGCCCCGAGACAGAGCGCAGCAAUAGUCGAGCCCAAGGGCAAGAAGAUUAAGUUUGAUUAA
Messenger RNA from Ogataea haglerorum, 1032 nucleotides. RefSeq lists its product as uncharacterized. The transcript has a single exon. NCBI's taxonomy places the organism in Eukaryota, Fungi, Ascomycota, Pichiomycetes, Pichiales, Pichiaceae. Gene Ontology annotation, molecular function: RNA binding. The coding region runs from base 1 to 1032 and encodes 343 amino acids. The record is from RefSeq and is a predicted model, not a curated record.